Molecule: messenger RNA, 9584 nt
Organism: Diceros bicornis minor
Lineage: Eukaryota; Metazoa; Chordata; Mammalia; Perissodactyla; Rhinocerotidae
Gene: EXPH5
Product: exophilin 5
Exons: 6
Coding region: 184-6162 (1992 amino acids)
Biological process (GO): multivesicular body sorting pathway; positive regulation of exocytosis; positive regulation of protein secretion
Cellular component (GO): endosome
Molecular function (GO): small GTPase binding
Source: RefSeq, a predicted model, not a curated record
GGUGUUGUCAAAAUGAGCCGUGUAGUUGUGGGCUGUUCCCUAAGUUUGUGGUUUUAGAUUUUCAAAGGGGCGGAUUUCUUAUUGGCUAUGGGAUCAAGUUCCUGAAACUGGUCUUCUAUAUCUUGAAAAAUGUCAUCGUAACAGGAGGCGCCAAGGAGCUUAAGUGUAACUCACACAGAGAAAAUGACGAAAGUUCCUCAGGGGUUUGAUUUCAGUUUCUUAAAUGACGAAGAAGCCAGGAAGAUCCUUCAGGUGCUGGAAAGAAAUGAGGAACUACAAAGGGCAGAGAAGGACAGGAUCAGCAAACUCCAGAAGACAAAGAGGGAUAUCAGAUGGCUUCAGGGAGUGACUGGUGAAUGGUUUGAAGAAAUUCAAAGAAAAAAGUUUUGCAAUGAAACAGAUGUUAGCCAAAUGUUAAAACAACCACUUACAUCCAGGCUAAGGAAGGGGAUGGCUGAAAACGAUCCUAUGGAAUCACAAACAUCAAGAUCUAAAAAUAUACCUAAUCAAAGAAGCCCAACCUCCAUUUCUUCUCGGCUGAGCUUCAAAUCAUCAUUUGCUUCCCUGUUCUCAUUCAGAAAAUCCAGAAAGGAGACUUUAAAUCUUCAAUCGUUGGAACAGAAAGGAUGUGACAGCCACGCAGGACCUCCUGUGUCUGUGAGGGGAACAGCUUCGCAGGCAAAAAUAUACAAUUCACCUCUGGAAAAUCAACCAGUUGACAGUGCAUUUGUCCCCAAGCCAGCAAGCAUGAGGGAGGGAAGUGGCAUGUCUCCGUGGGAUGCUUCACUGCUGGAGAAUGAGUUUUUCCAAGUUUUAGAUGAUUUGGAUAGCAAACUGGCUCAGGAACAAUUUCCAAGCUCGGUGAAUACCAGACCAUCUAUCAACUACGGAUCAAAAACACAAUUCAGUCAUUUUUACUCCAGUGGGAACAGACAUGGUAAUAUCACAGGAAGGCACAACAAUCACUAUAAUGAAACUUCUAACAUGUCUAUCUAUGACAUCCUAAGACCAGGAACCCCUAGGGAAGGCUUUAAAACCUUUUCUCCUAGAACAAGGACAAUUUAUGAUAUGUACAGGGCAAGGGAGCCCAGAGUCUUAAAAGAAGAUUAUAUGCAAAAGAAUACUUUUGGUAGUACUUCUCUGUGUUUCGACAGCAGGCAACGAUCGGCCUCCUCAGCUACAGGGUAUUUCACAGUAAGAAGCUUACAUUUUCCAGCCACAACUCAAAACAAGAGUGGGUUUAUACCACCAAGCCACCAGCAGAGCCCAAAGAGAACUCCUUUAUCAUCCAUCAUAUGGAAUAGAUCAGAUUCUUCUAGAGAUAGGCAGAACCAGGAAGAGUUCCUGAGGGCACCAUCACCAAUGGAAAUUGACCCUGCUGACCAGUAUAUGUAUCCCAGGUGUUUUCAAGAGAAUAAGAGAUAUGAAUUUUACCGUUCACAGAGUGUUUACCAAAGUGUUAAUUUACAUGCCCCCAUGGAUAAUGCAAUGGGUCCUGACCCAUUUGAGAACUCAGAGAAUAUGCCAUUCUACCAUCAAGACAACCCAUUUGCUAGGUCUUUCUUUGGCAAUACCUUUGGUCGAAGCAGGGAACAGAGAUAUGGACAAAGUCCUUUUUGGGGCCAACAGGAAGAACAUUCUUCCUGGUCUGAGUUUCAUCAAAGCAGGAAAACAUUCACUUCUUCUGAACGAGACUUUGAAAUGAUUUCCAUUGAAGCAAAUAGUGCAUCAGCUGGCCAUGGCUAUAGUGUUCCUUCUCAACACUGGGGAUCAUUUUCUCCUAGUUACAGAACAAAUAUUUCCAGAGACCAAGAGGAGCCACAUCCCUGGCAGUUUGAUUCUCAAGCAUCCACACUGGAGAGCAUGGAGGUGUCACAAGGUAAUGGGAACCAGUCGACUCAUGUCGGCACAGCAAAUGUCUGCUCCAUGUCUGGUUCAAGCUAUCACGUCAAACCUGGUGGGUUAGAAUGUCAACAGGACAGUUCUUCUAUAGAAGUACAUAUAAACAAAGAACCUUACUCAUUUGGAAUUGCUCAGACUCCAGCAUCCUCAUUCAAAACUUCCUUCCUCCAGAUUCCUGAUGACAGAGGCAAUUCUCAGAGCCCCAACUUUCAGAAUCCCACAGUCACUUUGCAGAAAAUUAAGCCUGCCUCUCUUCCAAUAAGAAGCUAUACACAAGUCACUGUGACCAACAGCGAUUCAGUUGAUUCUCCACCUCUUACUGAAAUCCAACCCAAUAUCUUGGUCUCAGAAGUGAAUAAUGAGAAAGACUUGAAUGAAUCUGUUUUGGAAAAAGACAAACAACUAAACAGGAUGGACCAGACAAACAUGACAGGUGAAAUACCCCAACCUGUUUCACAGACAGUAAUCUCUAACCCUUUACCUGAUUUUCAAAAUCCCCUCUCCCAGGACUCAGCCAAGAGCAACAGACUUGUUUUUAAUGCAUCUACUCCAGUAAGUUCAAAAAGGUCACCUGGAGUCAUUUCCAGGAAAGAUGUCUCCAAAAUUAAUAUAUCACACAGAGAUAAAGUCAAUGAACUAAAAAAAGAUAAGAGUUAUACCAGGAACAGAAAACUUGGCUCAGCAACUUCCCUUCCUUUCAUUCAGGAAAGCAGAACAACAUCAUCUUUUCCCAGCCCAAAUCAAGGUUGUCACCAGGAAGCAACAGUAAGUAAUGAAGAUAAUUCAAGCAUCAUUAAAAAUAACCACUGCAGCUCUGAACCUCCAGAAAAUUCUGCUAUUUUAGAUAUCAAGGAAGAAGAGUGUACCACAACUCAUUCUACCAACCGUGGCAAGUCAGCUGCCAGCCACAAUAUUCCAGGUGAUUCUUUAGAUCUGUCAUCAGGUACACUACCAGAUUCCUCACCAUCGACUAAUUCUUUCCUUGAUGCUCUGGUGAUCCCUUCAAAAACUACAGUGUUCUCCAGGAAAAGUCCUCCUAGCAGAGAUACAUCUCUGGGAGAAAGAGAAGAAAAAGACAAGGAUAGCAAGAAGCAAAAUGAUCAGUUUGUCCUAAACCCCUCAGAAAACCAAAAGAGUAGUGAUAGUUGUGUGCCUGUAUGUAAUGAGGUGGUUGAUGUUGUCAAACGCCGUUCACACCCUCCUUUCAGGGAGGGAAAGGGAAAAGGAAAAAUAAGACAACGCAUAUCCUGUAUUGAAAAGUUAAGCAAAAUGGAAAGUAGAACACCCACCAGUGAUAGCAGUAGCCUCACUGAGGUGAAUCAAAGCAAUUCCAAGGCUCCUGAGCUUCACACAAUUUACUGUACCUUACCAAGACAAUCAGCCAGUUUUCUCAUCAGUAACAGGAAGUCAGAAAGUAAGAUAAUGGCUUCUUCAUUUAGGAAUGGGCCACUUCCAUUCCAAAUCAAAAAUAAUGUGGAAGAUCCAAUAGGGAAGUACACAUCAGACAAAUUCAGUCCCAGUUCUUCUGAGUCAGAAAGCAAAUGUUCCAAAGUAGUUUCAGACUCAGUCUCAGUAGCCCCUGAAGCCACAGAGAGGAUGACAAAUAUGAAAAACAUUGGAUCUGCUUCUGUUAGAAAAGAAUCACUUCCCUUCCCCAUCAAGAGGGCUGUGUCAUGUCCUUCAGGGGUACCACAUGCCUCAGUUGGAAGAGAUGAAAGAGAAAAAUGCUUGGUCUCAAACAUGGAUGCUUCUGCUAUAAUGUUAAGGCCUUGGGAGAGAAUCAUUAACCCUCUGGAAAGUGACUCAUCUGUUAAGGAUUGUUCUUUAACCAAAAGACACUGCCAACAGGAAUACUUUCAAGAAUGCACUGAAAAGGAUGGUAAAAUUGCUGCCUCCAGGGCAGGUAUAUUUUCCCUUUCAAAUGAAGACCCUUUACCUUUUUCUUCAGACAUGUCAGGAAAAGAAAGCGGGAAAACAUUACAUAAAUUUAAGACUACGAGUAUGUUUUCUGUUUCUGGUGAUGAAGAUAAUGUAAAAUGUCUUGAGGUGGUUUCAAUAUAUUACACUCUACCAAGGAAACACAGCAAACAAUUCUGUAACCUCCUUCAAAAGUAUACACAAAAUAUUGAUUCCCUUACGGAAUUAGCUAAAGUGGAGACUGAAACAUUUCCUAAUGCUUUAGAAAAAGACAAACUAAAUUAUUCUACACAAGAGCAAUCAGGAACACCUUCUUCAGAAGAUCUAACGCUGCCAGUCAACUCUGCUCAGGAGAACAGCCAUUGUCUUUCUAACACAUCUGAAAAUAUGACUGUUUUACAAUUAGCGAGUAUUGGGCCCUCAGAACCUACAUUACAGGAAAUGGCUUCUAUUGAGGCAGAUGUUUCUCUUCAUAAUGGAGAAUCUAAAACUACAGAGAUUUCCCCAGAUAACUUAGCUAACCCACCACUUCUAGGUGAUUCACAAAGCAGGAGAGUGAGAGGGAAAAAAUUGCAAAAUGAAACCCUGCAUACUUCAUCAAUUCUUCAGGGAAAAAAAGUUGCAGAAAAGGAAUCUGAAAAUUGUCAGCAAUCCAUUAAAUCAGGUAACAGUGGUCCUUUUUAUCUUCCAGCCCAUUCAGAAAAUGUUGAAAAUUCCCAAACUGGGAGAAGUUCUGGGGAGCAUGUAGGUGGUGGUAUAGCUAUUACAGCCAUGGGACGUGGAAAGUGUCUUCAGAAAGAUAUCAGUGAUAGUGCCAAUGGAUUGCAGCUCGGGGAGGUCAGAGGGGAAAUUGGAACAGAUUUCCAAAAAAUGACUGAUAAAGCACUUUCUGACUCAGAAAGCCAAGUCUUUGCUCUUACUCCAGCUUUGCAUAAACUCCAGCUUGAUGAGGAGACUCAUUCAGGUGAAUCAAAUUUAGAGAGUUUGCGGUCUGAACCCAGGGAACUACUUCAAAGAAGUCAGGAGAUAAAUAUGACAGAGAACAGGAAGGCUAAGGAUGAAAUGCAGAAGUUGGCAUGGGAUCAGCCUUUACUUCCUAGAGGAAGUAAUAAAAAUAAAACCAGCUUGGAUGACCUAGAAAAAGGGAAAAAUAGAUCUUCAGUUAAACACAGAUUGGCAGCCAUGUCCAAAGCAAGCAGAAAAUUUCCAGCUAAAGAUCUAAGCCCCAGAAGACAUGUAGCUACUAUUUUCCCCAAAAGUGGCAACAGUUCUGACUUUGGUGGUUUAUCUCUUGGCACACCAGAGUGCAACCCACUGUUCCCUGAGCCUACUCCAAAGUCCACAGAAUCCACAGAUGAAAGCAGGUUUAGUAAUGAUGGAAUGGAUGUGGAGAAAUCUGAGAACCCUCUCCAGGUUACUGUAAUAUCCAACACAGAAGCUUCUACACACUUAAGCAUUCAGAAGUCAAACAGCAUGUCACAGCCACAUCAGAAUGAGUUUGAAAAUAUCUCAGAAUCACCAGCAAAGUAUGAGAAUUCUAAAGAUGUAACUGUAGCUCAGAUUUUGGAAAGUGAGUCAGAAGCCCUGGCCCAGCCCACCAUCACCAGCCUCAGGGAAGCAGACUUCUCUGACCACCCUUUUCCAUUCGAGACUGCAGAGAAAUCAAUAAACAUUGGGGUGGCCAGCUGUCAGCAACAACAAAGGAGUGCUUCCUCUCUCGAGUGGGAACCUGAGCCACAUCCCUAUCGUUCAAAGAGUUUAAAAAGCAUCAAUAUGCACAGUGAUCUGCUACGAAAAAGUCAUCCUCCGAAACUCAGGGAACGCCAUUUUUCUGAAAGCACCUCUAUUGACAAUGCCCUGAGUCAACUGAGCCUUGGGAAUGAAUUCUCUAACACCAGUGGGUACAGUCGAAGAUUCAAAUCUUUUUCUGAACUUCCUUCCUGUGAUGAAAAUGAAAAUUGGGCUUUGUGUAGCAGCAGGACAAAAAUGGGUCCCAAGUCUGCAACAUCUAUAUCCAGACCUAUUGACUAUGGAAUUUUUGGGAAAGAACAGCAGUUGGCUUUCUUGGAGAAUGUAAAGAGGUCACUCACACAAGGAAGAUUAUGGAAACCAAGUUUUCUUAAGAACCCUGGCUUCCUGAAAGAUGAUGUAAUUAACUGUUCUAACCCAUCGAAGUCAUCAAGCUCAGAUUCUCCUAGCAAUCAGAUACCAGAAGAUGGCUUAUCUCCAAGUGCACCACUUAAUAUCUAUGAAGAGGAUCCAGUGGACUCAGACUGUGACACAGACACAACCACAGAUGACGAAUACUACCUGGAUGAAAAUGACAAAGAGUCUGAACUGUGAGGCAUUUUCAAUAAAAUGCCUAACCUUUUCACCAAAAGCUUGUAAUGGAAAUAAAGUAUAAAUGUGUAUGUCCAUAGGAAGGACAGAUAUAAAAAGAUCUAGUUUGUGCAGUGCUAGCUCUGAAACAACCCAAAUUCUCUCUUUUUUUGUCCUCCACACCCUACAUAUACAUUUCCUGAAUUCUAAAGUAACGCAUUCUUGUUUUGAGGGAUUCGCUGCUGUUUUCUCUCUCUGUUUUUAUCCUUGGCCUUUCUCCCCACCCUCUAACUCAAUCUCUAAUUCACUGUCCAAUGUUGGCUUUCUGCUUUACUUUCCACCUAACUUUUUUACACCUUUCAUUGUAAUUUACAACCCUGAUAGCCCAUGCAUAUACAAAACUUGUUAGUUACCCAGCACAACCGCAAAACUCUGUAUUGCCUCUUCUGGUCCACAUGCCAUACUCAUGACAUUAAAUAAAAUGUAGGAAUGAUGACAAUGGAGUAAAUAUUAUCAUCCUGUUUGACUCAUCGACAUUUGGAGGUUUAGGGUUUGGGUUUUUUUUUUCUUUCAAACAAAGAUAAGGGAAUUUUCAUAAGGACAUCCUGUUCUAUCCAUAGUGGAGCCAGGGAGGCACAUGUUUGAAGUGCUUGUUGAGUUAUAGAUGAGGAGCUGAGUCCUAGUAAGCCAAAGAACACUAGUACUCCUAAAUUCCCUUGCAAUAGUUUGCAGAAAUUGGGUGAAUUGUUAAGAGCUGAUUUUUAAUCAAGUCAAGGACUUGGGCCAGGCAACCUGGCAGUACAGAAGGUGGCUUGGCCACAGAAUUUCUGCAUGGGAAGAAAACAUAACUGAGGGGUGGAGAUAAGCAGACCUCUGUUCAUGAGACUGACAUCCUUGCCGCAGCUCUCUCAGCAACUGUUUUUUUUCCAUUUCUCCAGAACUAUCCAUUUUUCUAUUUUCUUUAUUUGCAGGAUAGAACACUUCUUUCCAUGUGAGGCAUUUUAGUCACAAGUAUCAAGUGGUAGCCUUGGCCAAGUCCCUAAAGUGGUGCUAAGUCAGAUCUGACACGCUGGGAUUCGCAGGCUUCUUUGUAGGAUCAUUUACCAGAAUCUUGGGAAAUUAUAAGGCAGAGCUUCAGGGGCUAGUCACUAUGAUUUUUUCAAUAAUUUAUCCAGACUAAAUAACUUCUCAUACCCACUGACAACUUGCCUAACUCUUUAGUUGCCGUGCAGAACUGGGAAUUUCUCUCCUAAUCAGGAUAAAGACCAAUAGAUGGCAGUGAAGAUAAUUUGCUAGAACUCCAGAAAGCAUGCCACCUGGAUCUUGGUCGUGUGGGUCAACAUGAGUGGAUUUCAUCGUUUGGUUUAUAUUUGCUUCCUGACCUAAUUUUAUUUUCCUUUUUUUCCACCUAAUCUGUUUCGUCCACAUAAAUUAAGGAUAAUGAUAGGUGUUGGUGAAGUACAUAGAGAUCUAGAACUGAUAAAAAUGCAAGAAAGAACUAUGUUAUUAUUAUCCUCCUAAUCAUUGCCUUGCCUAGAAGCAAAAUGCCGGGACUAGCUUACAUCGUUCCCAUGAAACUCAAAACUAAUGAAGAUGUAGUAGCUAAUGUGAAAGCUGUUCCUUAAAUCUGUAAAUUAUUUUAAACUUAAGGCUCUGACCAAUCUUGAGUUCAAAGAGACUGAUAAUAGAAUUUUAAAUCAACUGUUCUAAACUUUUCCAUUUAAAUUUGUAUAGUAAAGAAUAAAUUUUAUUCUUUGUUUUAUGUAUGUUUGUAAACUCUACCUUUACCUUUUUUCUAUUUACCUGAUUAUUUAAGUACAAUUUUCGUAAACAAUGGCCUGUGUUUUCAAUGUAAUUUUACGAUAUUCAGAGUUAAUAUUUUAAUAUUAAGAUUCUUGACUUUUUUUUAAUGAUCAGCUUGCAAGUUUCUAUUUCAGUAAAUACUCCAAGUCUGCAUGUAUGUUACCAAAGGUCAAAUGAAGUUAGCUUAUUUUUCACUAAGUUUAGGCUAUAUCAACAGUUAGGUAAGUUAAGGUGAGUAUAAACAACUACAUUGGGGCCCUGAUUCUCUGCACUAGAAUCUACUAUAUGAAUUCAAAGGUAAUCGGUGGCCAAUACUCACUUGCACUAUUUGUAAUGUUUGCUUGUUGGUCUGACUCAAGGAUUAAGGAAACAGAAAAUUCAUGAAAAUAGCACCUUCUAUAGUUUUAUACUUUUAUAAAACACUUCGUUAAAGAAGUAUAGCAAAUUUCUAUGUAUUUUAACAUACAAACUGCUACUUUUUAAUAUUCGUUUUUUGGUAUAGCUAUAGUAAUUUAUAAUAGUCAUUUUUAUACUAAUAACUUGUUUUCUAAAAGAUAUAAUCGUUAUUAAAAUAAAUCUUCACGUAAGUGGAAUAAAUCAUGAGGGAAUCAAUACUAAUAAGUACCUGGUGAAUUAUUAACUUUUUUAGAUAAUGGACUUCUAUAACCAUAAAUUUUACACUGUAAAGUCUAUUUAAAAUAGGGCUUAAUGAGAUUAUUUUAGUUUUUAGAGACUUCCUUGUAAAUAAUUUACCACCUGCAUUGUAAAUACAUUAAUCUUAAUAAAACUCCAACUGCCACUAACAAGGUUUUGGCUGAUGAUAAGCUAGUAAAAGCUACUUUGUAUAGGAGGCAAACGUGGGCCUGUACUGGAGGUGGUGAAACAAAGUCCACUUAGGUUAUAGUGAAGAUGGGAAUCAAAUUGGAAAAUCCACACCUCCAUAAAAGUAAUAUACUCCGUUGACUGCCAGAGAGAGCAAGAGGCCUUAUUGCUAAGAGUUUAUUGUUUAUACUAGUAACAAUGCUUCAGAAUAUACCAUUUAAAUGUACAGUGUAAAUAUGUAAAUAUUUUACUUUCCAAGUAAGUUUGUGAAUGUAUUACCACAUAGGGGCUCUUUGUGACUGGCACUUCUGUGUUUCUGAAACAAAUAAACCUUAAGCACUUUUGUUAAAAUUUUGUCAAAUAAUCCUUUAUGUACUUGUUCUCAAACCUGUUCUCUAGAUAUGAAAUGUGUUACAAGGUGCAAAUUGAAAACAAUGUCUGUGUUGAAAUAAAUGAUUUAAAUAGAUGCACUGCUUGACUUGGUUUUAUUCCCAUCCUCAAAGGAUUAUUUUUAAAUGUGAAAGUUUCAAGAAAAAUACAAAAAGGAGAGAGGAAGAGAAAAGUAUUCAAACAAAUCUUUCUGGUGUCUAUUGAAUGAGACCAGCCAUAUGAGUAGUUUUUAAAAACAGUGACUUGCUUCUCUUUUCUUCUUUCAUUUGUACCCAAAAGCAACUAGCCAUCAAAUGGAGAUCAGUGUGCCUGGUUGCACAAUAGAGGAGGAAUGAAGAAGGUCUGGCAUUUCUCUCUGAGGGUUCCCACUUCUAUAGAGGAAGAGGGAGCAACAUGGAGUUGAGUCAUCCAUUGCCCAGUAGCAGUGAUGA